Messenger RNA from Papaver somniferum (opium poppy), 1675 nucleotides. RefSeq names its product probable E3 ubiquitin-protein ligase LUL2. Bases 276 to 1361 code for a protein of 361 amino acids. Gene Ontology annotation, biological process: protein ubiquitination. NCBI's taxonomy places the organism in Eukaryota, Viridiplantae, Streptophyta, Magnoliopsida, Ranunculales, Papaveraceae. The transcript is spliced from 3 exons. The record is from RefSeq and is a predicted model, not a curated record. Gene Ontology annotation, molecular function: ubiquitin protein ligase activity.
CCCAUUAACAUAACCCCUUCCCCGCAAUGUAUUACAGCACAAUCCUACGCUAUUCCGAUUCAAAUUCCUUCUCCAUAAAAAUCAAAAUCUCUUCAGAUUUUCUCAAACCCUAAUUCUCAAAAAUUCCCCCAAAUUUGGCAAUUUUCUGUGUAACUACUUUACUUGUUGGAAAGUAUUUAACAGAAAAACAAAACAAAAGAUUAGUUAUUCCUGUCUCUUGUCCCCCUUUCCAUUAAAGUUCAAUUUCUCUAGGGUUUCUAUAAUUGAGAAGAAAAAUGGGAAAUAGUGGAAGCAGUGGAAAUAAUAGAAGAAAUAGAAAUCAUAAUCACAAUCAGAAUCACAAUCAUCCAAUUCAUGCUCAGAAUCAACAUCCACAGCAUCCACCACCACAACAUCCACAGCCAGAAAUGACCGGAAAUCGGUAUGUAUUUGCAGCAGCAUCACCGUAUCCUCAACAACAGCAACCAUAUUAUCAUCAAUAUCCUGGGUAUUAUCCGACACCACCACCGACGAUGCCGAAUCCGUAUCAUGGUCCACAUAUGGAUCCUACACAGGGGAAUUGGGUUGCUGGGAGGUAUCCUUGUCCACCUAUGCCUCAGAAUCCUACUCCUUAUGUUGAGCAUCAGAAAGCUGUUACGAUUCGGAAUGAUGUUAAUCUUAAGAAAGAGACUCUUAGAGUUGAGCCCGAUGAGGAGAAUCCUGGGAAGUUUCUUAUUGCGUUUACGUUUGAUGCCACGGUUGCAGGAAGCAUUACCGUCGUUUUCUUUGCAAAAGAAGGUCUAGACUGUAAUCUGACACCAAUGAGAGAAGGUCUUCAACCGAUCACAAUGUCUUUUCAGCAGGGUCUGGGUCAGAAGUUCAAGCAACCUCCUGGAACUGGUAUUGACUUCUCAGUGUUUGAGGAGACAGAACUGAUGAAAGAGGGUGAUAUGGAAGUUUUUCCCUUAGCAGUGAAGGCAGAGGCAUCCCCGCCUGAGCAUAAUGGGUUAGAAGGGGAAAAUCCAGCGCCGGGAGCUGUAACUCUUCAGAUUACACAGGCAGUGUUUGAGAAAGAGAAGGGUGAGUACAAGGUGAGAGUAGUGAAGCAGAUCCUUUCAGUCAAUGGGAUGAGAUAUGAACUUCAAGAGAUUUAUGGGAUUGGAAAUUCUGUUGAUAAUGACUUGGAUGGGAAUGACCCAGGGAAAGAAUGUGUCAUUUGCCUCUCAGAACCACGGGACACUACUGUUCUCCCAUGCCGGCACAUGUGUAUGUGCAGCGGCUGUGCAAAGGUUUUGCGAUUCCAGACAAAUAGGUGCCCGAUUUGCCGUCAGCCAGUUGACCGGCUUUUGGAAAUCAAGGUCAACAACAGAACUGAUGAAUGAAGCCUGAAGUUUGUAUAUCACAGGACAGAAGUUACUUGUAAAGUUCAUUUAUGAUUUUUCGGUUUUCAUUCAUCUUAUGGUCUGUGACAUGAUGAGCCAUGAAACUGUGAAUUAUACACAGCUCUGCAACUGUUAACUUUUUCCGUUGCUACUACCCAUGGAUGCACGACGGAGAGCAAUCAAAACAGGAAAUAACAUUGUUAUGAGCUUGUAACUUUAUAUACUUAUAUGGAUAUUUGGCUCAUAGCAGUCUUUCUUCAGUUUUCGUGUUUGUGGAGAAUUUGGUUGAUUAAUCCAAGACUAAAUCUUUUGCA